This is a messenger RNA of Penicillium chermesinum, 1086 nucleotides long. Its product is annotated as chaperonin 10-like protein. The transcript is spliced from 3 exons. Gene Ontology annotation, molecular function: zinc ion binding; oxidoreductase activity. Bases 1 to 1086 code for a protein of 361 amino acids. NCBI's taxonomy places the organism in Eukaryota, Fungi, Ascomycota, Eurotiomycetes, Eurotiales, Aspergillaceae. The record is from RefSeq and is a predicted model, not a curated record.
AUGACUUCCUCGAGAUUCCACAAAGCAGCCGUUCUUACUUCACCCCAAGAACCCACCGCCAAACCAACAUUCUCCAUCCAAACCCUACCACGCCCAGUCCCCGGUCCGAAUGAGCUCCUCAUCCGCCUCACCGUGACCUCCCUCUGCGGCUCGGACCUAGGAAUGGCCCUUGGCCACAUGGGCCCCGUCGGCGCCAUCCUCGGCCACGAAGGCGUCGGCCAUAUCGCCGGCAUCGGCUCCAACGUCCCCUCGCAAGACCCCACCGUGCAGCUGGGCCAGCGCGUCGGGGUCGCCUGGACGCGCGAUAUCUGCGGCGUGUGCAGGUUCUGCGUCGACCUCGCCCACGAAGGCGAGACGCGGUGCGCCGAGGCGCUGCACUCGGGGAAAGAGGCGUACCCCGGCACGUUUGCCGAGUACACGGUUGUUCCGCUGCGGUAUCUUGCGCGGAUCCCGGCCGCGUUCGACGGGGUGCCGGAUGAAGAGAUUGCGCCGAUUCUGUGUGGCGGGGUGACGGCGUACAAAGCUAUCAAGGGCUGCCAGGUGACGCCGGGGCAGUGGGUGGUGGUUUCGGGGGGUGGUGGCGGGGUUGGGGCGUUGGCUGUCUCGUUUGCGCGUGCGAUGGGGUAUAGGGUUAUUGCUGUUGAUGCGGGGGCGGCGAAGGAGGGCUUCUGCAGGUCCCAGGGUGCGGAGCACUAUGUUGAUGUUACCUCUGGAGAGGAUCCGGGGAAGAAGGUGCGUGAGUUCACGGAUGGACAGGGCGCUAAAGCUGUGAUUGUCACAGCUACUGCGGCCGCGGCGUAUCAGCAGGCGUUCGACAUGCUGGGUCCUUUCGGGACAUUGAUGUGUGUGUCGAUUCUUCCGGAGGAAGCGAGGGCGACGUUUCAUCCGUUAUGGAUGAUUGAUAAUGGGUGGACGGUGAAGGGUUCGUCGGUGGGAACCCGUUCGGAUAUCCUUGAAGCGUUGGAAUUUGUGAAGCGAAGAGUUGUGAUCCCCAAGGUGCAGUGGGCGCAGUUGGAGGAGAUAGAAGAGUUGAUGGAAAAGCUUUCGCGAGGUCAACUCGAGGGGAAAUACGUGAUGAAGCUAUGA